This is a messenger RNA of Naegleria gruberi, 402 nucleotides long. RefSeq lists its product as uncharacterized. Bases 1 to 402 code for a protein of 133 amino acids. The transcript has a single exon. The record is from RefSeq and is a predicted model, not a curated record. Lineage: Eukaryota; Heterolobosea; Eutetramitea; Acrasida; Naegleriidae.
AUGAACAUUAAUAGACUCAGACUCGUGAAUAGAUUCAUUGCCUCUUCCACUCCUCAUAAGAGUACAUCAUCACUCCGAUACAUGAUCAACAAUAAUAAUUGUAUGGCUACUACUACUGCUGCUUCCUUCCAUGUUGAUAUUAAGAAUAAUCACAUUAUCUUGACAGAGGAGAAGAGAGUGUUUUUAGAAGCUUUGAAACUUGAAUUGUUUAAUAGCAGUCGAUCAAAUGUGGCGAAUAUGAUCAAGGAUAAUAGUCAGCAAUCAUCAUCGUAUUCUACAGCAACUGUUGUUUCUAAUGAUGAUGGGUUUGAUAAGAGUUUGGAAAACUCACGAAAUUUAAUGUGUCACAAGAGACAUGAUGUGCUGACUCAGCAAGAGUCUGAAUACUUUUUGUACUUGUAA